CUCCACUUAGCAUGACACCAUCUCAUAUUUUGACUGUUCCCUUUCUUAUAUUUUUUCUCUGAAGAAGAAAUUUCUAGGGCAAAAAAAAUGGGUCUUCCCAAAAAACCCAAUCGAAACCUAGAUUUCCGUUCCGCCAAAGACGAGGCUUGGUACACUGUUGGUAAGGUGUCCAUCAGCAAGACGAAGAACAUUCUCACUGUCAGAUUCGCUGGGUUUGAUAAGGAAGAUGAUGAAAAAUUCAGUAUCAAAGAUUUUAAAACAGUGAAAGAACUGGAUGAUUUUCUGAACAGAUUUCGACCAGCUUGUGUUCAGCUGCAAGAUAAAGACUGUGCUGCUUUGAGUCGUGGCUUUGAAGUUUGUGCAUUGCUUGAUCUAGGCGAAGAAGAUAAAAAGUUCUAUGAUGGAAAAAUUGAGUCGAUAAGCCGCAAGCGUCACAGACGUAAAGGAGGAGAAGAGACUUGUUCUUGUGCAUUUGUAGUUGGGUGGUCAGAAGGUCCAAAGGCUAGAAGUACUCAACAGAUGGGAAUUGAAAGUAUUUGCAAACUUGAACAAGGAUCUCCAUUGUUUGAUCAAGCGCUGGCAUAUUUCGUGAAGAUGUCGUCAAAACAGCUUGAUUUGGUUUCAAAUGAAAAUCGAUUGCCAGUCAAAAAAAAGGGAAGGAGGGCGCAGACUUGACAAACAAAGGCAGGCAUUUUCAUACAAAAUCAGUUGCUUACCACAAAGAAAGACGCACACUUCCUCAGCUGGCCCAGCAAUCAUAUGCCUCCACAAAGAAACAUUCAGCUACCCAUAUAGCAGACUUGAAAAAAUAAUGCUGCCAUGUUGAAGAACAUGACGGCUUCAAAGUUACUUUUCCAAACAAAAUGUCCCAAAAGUAAAACAGGAACUGUCCUUUUUGAGCGUUUUCCAGUGGGAAGAUACUCACAUGCUUUUCCUGUGUCUUCUUUUACUAUUCUCUUCUAUCCAAAAACAUGUAGUUUUGCCAUCUGAAAUGUGUGAUGUUGUUCAGUUUAGGGCUUAUAAAUAGUUUGCAUUAUGAGUUUUACUCAAUGCAUAGAACAA
Molecule: messenger RNA, 1062 nt
Organism: Papaver somniferum (opium poppy)
Lineage: Eukaryota; Viridiplantae; Streptophyta; Magnoliopsida; Ranunculales; Papaveraceae
Exons: 3
Coding region: 88-675 (195 amino acids)
Molecular function (GO): chromatin binding
Source: RefSeq, a predicted model, not a curated record